UUUUCCCGCUCUCUGUCCCCGCAGGAGAAGUACAAGAUGACACUUGACCAUCGUUCCACCAUCUUCCAGAACCUCAACGGUGCUUUGGAUGAGGUGGUGCUGAAGUUUGAGAGGGGGAAUUCCAGAGUUCGGAACAUCGCCCAGGAUACCUUGCCGGUGGUCAUCCAUGGCAACGGGCCCACCAAGCUCCAGCUGAAUUAUCUAGGGAACUACAUUCCCAACGCAUGGACCCACGACAAUGGCUGUGGGAUUUGUGAGGAAGAUAUGUUGGACCUCUCUCAGCUCCAGGACGAGGAAUAUCCCCACGUCACCAUCGGCGUCUUCAUCCUGAAACCCACGCCCUUCUUCCUGGAGUUCCUGCAGCGGCUGGUGAUCAUGGAUUAUCCUCACGACCAGCUGAGCCUCUUCAUCUACAACCAGGAGGUUCACCAUGAGAAACACAUCCAGCAGUUCUGGGAGGAGCACGGUGACGACUUCUACCAUGUGAAGGUGGUGGGGCCUGAGGAGGACAUGACCGAGGGAGAGGCCAGGGACGAUGGGGCUGUGAGAACCCUUUGUCGCCAAGAUGUGGACUGUGAUUACUACCUCAGCAUGGACUCUGAUGUUGCCCUCAACACCUGGCCUCAGGCCCUACGCAUUCUCAUCGAGCAUAACAGGAAGGUGAUUGCCCCCAUCAUGAGCCGCCACGGGAAGCUGUGGUCCAACUUCUGGGGGGCCAUCAACGCCGAGGGCUUCUACUCCAUGUCGUCUCAGAGGACUAACAUCGACAUCGUGCAGCUGAAGAGAGUUGGGAUCUGGAACGUUCCGUACCUGUCGCAGGUGUACCUGGUGAAGGGGGACGUGUUGCGGUCAGAGCUGAGGCAGAGGCACGUUUACACACUUGGGGAUCAGGACCCCGACAUGGUCUUCUGCAAGAACGUCCGUCCAAGGGGUCCAUCUGGGAGUGUCGAUGGCGUGGGGGAGAAGUGGCUCGGGGGACUGGGGGGAGGGUGUGCGGGACUGGGUUCGAUGAGGCGAGGGUGGGGGGGUGAAAAGGAGUAG
Messenger RNA from Leucoraja erinaceus (little skate), 1041 nucleotides. RefSeq names its product multifunctional procollagen lysine hydroxylase and glycosyltransferase LH3-like. NCBI's taxonomy places the organism in Eukaryota, Metazoa, Chordata, Chondrichthyes, Rajiformes, Rajidae. Gene Ontology annotation, biological process: peptidyl-lysine hydroxylation. Gene Ontology annotation, molecular function: procollagen-lysine 5-dioxygenase activity; procollagen glucosyltransferase activity. Gene Ontology annotation, cellular component: endoplasmic reticulum. The record is from RefSeq and is a predicted model, not a curated record.